AUGCUCGAAGGGUUCUGCAUUUGGGCAGGGCGAAACACGGUCACCGCUAACGAAGGGAAAAUAUCUUCGCUAUCGCUACGCAAGUAUGUCGCAGGCUUGAAAGCCUGGCACGUUUAUCACAACACCACUUUCCCAACGGGGAACCAUGCCCGGGUGGAACUAAUCUUGAAAGCCUCCAGCAAGGAAGACGAAACGGCAACAAAGAAACCUCCCAAAUGCCCGAUGAUGUUCUGGCACAUGCAACAUUUGUGGACGAAUCUAUGGCACGGGGACGAUUUCGACAAAGCUCUGUUAGACAUGGCAGUGGUUGCCUUCUGGGGCCUAGCCAGGCUUGCGGAACUGACGUACACGUCAGAGACAGGCGUUUUAAGCUUUGCCGACUCUGUAUUGACCUCAGACGUUACGUUCAAGACGGACGCGUUGUUUGGCGAAACGGUCACCCUGACACUACGGAAUACGAAAACAGGGGUGCCCGGCUGCCCCCAGUUAAUUACGCUGGCAGAGCAGAAACACGUUCUAUGCCCGGUACUGGCCAUCAAACGACGUUUAUCUUCGGCUGAGGGCGCCAGGACCUCGCUGUUUGGGUACGGGCGGGGAGACGGAAGACGGCACCUGACUAGGAACCGUUCGGUUGCCCGGUUGGAGGCCGUCCUAGAAGCCGGUGGUUACACAGGCCUCAAGGGACACUCGUUCAGGGUUGGGGGCGCAUCUUUUCGCGCUGCUUUUGGGAUGUCUCCGUCGGACAUCUGCCUUCUAGGCAGAUGGAAAUCCGACUGCUAUAAACUUUACCUCCGCUCUUAUUCCUCAAGCGAUUUGAAGAGGACGAAAGACCUGGUGCGACGUUUCAAGAAUAGCUGGACACGGAUGGAGUCCUAG
Messenger RNA from Puccinia graminis f. sp. tritici CRL 75-36-700-3, 876 nucleotides. RefSeq lists its product as uncharacterized. Gene Ontology annotation, biological process: DNA integration; DNA recombination. NCBI's taxonomy places the organism in Eukaryota, Fungi, Basidiomycota, Pucciniomycetes, Pucciniales, Pucciniaceae. Gene Ontology annotation, molecular function: DNA binding. The transcript has a single exon. Bases 1 to 876 code for a protein of 291 amino acids. The record is from RefSeq and is a predicted model, not a curated record.